Juglans microcarpa x Juglans regia is the source of this 1701-nucleotide messenger RNA. RefSeq names its product legumin B-like. Lineage: Eukaryota; Viridiplantae; Streptophyta; Magnoliopsida; Fagales; Juglandaceae. Bases 42 to 1514 code for a protein of 490 amino acids. The transcript is spliced from 4 exons. Gene Ontology annotation, molecular function: nutrient reservoir activity. The record is from RefSeq and is a predicted model, not a curated record.
CACCAUCUUCACCACAACAGAGUUUUUAAGGGAGUUCCACCAUGGCUUACUCCUCUUUGUUCUCUCUUAGCCUUUGCUUUCUCGUUCUCUUCCAUGGCUGCCUUGCUCAGUUGGAGCAAGUCACAGGUCAAUCCCAAAGGCAGCAGCAACAACGGUUCCAGACCGAGUGCCGCAUCAACAACUUAAACGCUCAAGAACCCGGCCGGCGGAUUGAAUCCGAGGCCGGUCUCUCCGAGUACUGGAACAGAAAUGAUGAACAGUUCCGGUGUGCCGGAGUUGAUCUGGUCCGCCACACUAUCCAACGUAGAGGCCUAUUGUUGCCUUCAUUCUCCAAUGCCCCUCGCCUCGUCUAUGUUGUCCAAGGUAGAGGUCUUCACGGAGCUGCAAUCCCAGGUUGUCCCGAGACGUUCCAAUCGGAAUCCUCAUCACAGUUUAGAGGAGAACAGGGCUCACAACGUCUGAGUAGAGACCAGCACCAGAAGGUUCGAGAGAUCCGGGAGGGUGACGUCGUUGCUAUUCCGGCCGGAGUGGCUCAUUGGAUUUACAACGAUGGCGAAUCCCAGCUUAUUGUCGUGAUACUCUACGACACGUCAAAUCAGGCGAACCAGCUCGACGAAAACGCUAGGAGAUUCUACCUAGCUGGGAACCCACACCAACAACAAGAAGGUGGUCGCCAGAGACGCAGAGAGAGCUGGCCAGGAAGCCGGAGCAGGAGCAGGAGCCAAAGCCCGGAAGAAAGAGAGAGAAGCCAGCAAAGUGGCAGCAACAUAUUCAAUGGCUUCGACGAAGAGUUUCUGGCCGACAGCUUCAACAUUGACAACGAGCUGGCAAUGAGGAUACAGAACCGAGAUGACCAGAGGGGUAUAAUCGUCACCGUCGAGGAUGAGCUUCGGGUGCUGAGCCCACAAAGCAGAGGAGAAGAACAAGAAGAGAGGGGAUUGGACAGAGACAAUGGCGUGGAGGAAACCUUCUGCACGCUGAGGCUCAAACACAACAUCGCCGACCCACAACGCGCUGAUGUUUACAAUGAACGCGGCGGUCGCAUCACCAGCCUCAACAGCUUCAACCUCCCCAUCCUUAGGUACAUCCAGCUAAGUGCCGAGAGAGGUGUCCUCUACAGGAAUGCCCUCGUAGCACCACACUACAACUUGAACUCCCACAGUGUGAUAUACGUAAUCAGGGGCAACGCCAGGCUUCAGGUGGUCGGGGAGAACGGACAGAACGUAUUUGACGGGGAGGUUCGGGAAGGCCAGGCUUUGACAGUGCCACAAAAUUUCGCCGUCAUUAAGAAGGCAGGAAAUCAGGGAUUCGAGUGGGUGGCAUUCAAGACAAACGACAAUGCCAAGAUUAACGCACUUGCUGGAAGGCUGUCGACCAUGCGGGCACUUCCAGAGGAUGUGUUAAUAAACGCAUACCGCAUUGACAGGGAGGAAGCUAGAAGGCUGAAGUAUAAUAGGGACGAGACGACUCUGUUCAGCUCGGACUCAUCCGGGUCGCCUAGGCGUAGGGACUAAGCUUUUGAGUAGCAUGUAAUUUUAAUCAAAGCUGUAGUUGUACUGUUGCAGUUUGUGUAGUUCGUAAUAAAGUCCUCCCUCCUGAGGCUAUGACGUCUGGUUUGGUACCUGUACUGUCGCACUUGUGUAUCUGCGGGAAUGAAAGUACUUAUCUACGAGUUAAGAAUAAUAUUCUCCGUUCCACCUC